Messenger RNA from Hippoglossus stenolepis (Pacific halibut), 9197 nucleotides. RefSeq lists its product as uncharacterized. The record is from RefSeq and is a predicted model, not a curated record. Gene Ontology annotation, molecular function: TFIIIC-class transcription factor complex binding. Lineage: Eukaryota; Metazoa; Chordata; Actinopteri; Pleuronectiformes; Pleuronectidae. The transcript has 29 exons. Gene Ontology annotation, biological process: RNA polymerase III preinitiation complex assembly. Gene Ontology annotation, cellular component: transcription factor TFIIIB complex. The coding region runs from base 50 to 7474 and encodes 2474 amino acids.
CCACGACUGUAGCGCGUCAUAUAAUUAAACAUGGCGCAGGGAUGUGUGCAUGAAGUCCGUUGUUUGUCACUCUGCGAUCAAUGAAAGCGCAUUUCUCGCCGCGGAGGACAUAUUGCGGAGCUGCUCCGUUAUCGUCAAAAUGUUUCGUCGAUCAAGGUUUAGUAUUCGGCCUAAUGUCGGUACGGCAGGCAGAACAGCAGCAACACCUCAGGAAGCACCUUCAUCAAACCAGGAGUCCAGUGAGACCCCCAAAGACAUCAGUGAGAGCAGCACUCCCAUCGCUGUGACAGAUAUCAAAUCUGACGUGACCCCAUCUGAAAAAACAACAGCCCCUGGGGAUGGCAAUGACCAAAAUGUGGAAGGGGCCAGCUCCUCGGCUGCAGUCCAGAGAAGGAAGCGGUUUUCUGUCAAGCCCAAAGUGGCUCCUGGCCGCCCCUCCAACCUCGCUCGGACAUCGAGGACCCUCGCCAAGGCAGAUGCUGAAACUCCCGCUGAAACCCCCGGCUCAGACCUUGAAAAGCCAUCAACAUCCAUCCAGACUGGGACAACGGCCACCCCUCAAGGACUCCAGUCCCCGAGGCGAAGAAGGCGUUCGGAGGAGAGCAAGCAGCCCAAAGUGCAGCCUAAACCAACCCCUGACUCCUCUGAGUCUUCAGCUGUCCUUCUCCCUGAGGAUUCACUAGAACAAACCGAUCAGCCCACAGACAGUGGCCAGCAAUUGGAAAGCAAGUCAGGCAGCCAAGUUGAAGAAGUUCCUCCCAGACCACCUGAUAAAGUGCUCUUCUCUAUACCAGACAGAGAAGCAGUAGAGUUAUCUGAGAGGGCCAAGUCUCUAGUGUCAUCUAAGAGUGGACGUUCAUUGUCCCCAUCAGCGCUCUCUUUGAGUAGACUCCUGAAUGACCCAUCCGAUCUACAGAGGCUCGCCAAGGCCCAAAAACUUAGAGAGUUACUCAGACAGGAGAAGCACAAAGAAAAGAAACUCAAGAAAAUGAAGCCGCAUGUAAAGGAAUAUACUUUAGAUCCCACCAAAAUGACCAUGAGGGACCUUAUCCAUUAUCUACCGCUGUCCAACCCCAUGACAUCGAGUGUAGAAGACAUAACUCAGGAAAAUGAGACUGUGCUCCCACCCUCACCAGCAAGAGAACCGUCUCCGGAGAAAGUGCCGGAACCCGAAGCUCCCCCUGAACUGCCGAGCACGAUGGAGGAUGAAGAGGAGAUGGCAGAGGAAGAGGAUGACUCACUCAUGGUUCCUCAGGUCAAAGUAGCAGAGGAUGGCUCUCUCAUCAUUGAUGAAGAGAGCUUGACGGUGGAAGUCCAGCGAGCAAAAGGACCAAACCCAGCACAGGAUCGAGAUCCCAUCUUUGAGCGUGGCUCCACGACAACGUACUCAAGCUUCAGGAGAAGCAGCUAUUCAAAACCCUGGUCCAGUGAAGAGACAGACAUGUUCUACCUGGCAGUCAGUAUGGUGGGGACAGACUUUUCCAUGAUUUGUCAACUGUUUCCUCACAGAGCUCGAUCAGAGAUAAAGAACAAAUUCAAAAAGGAGGAGCGAGAGAAUUCCUGGAGGAUUGACAAAGCGUUUAAAGAGAGACGCAAGCUGGAUAUUGAGUAUUUUUCUAAGCUUCUCGAGAAAAUUUUGGAGGUUCAGAAAAACAGGAAGAAACUCAAGUCACUCGUUAAGAAGAACUCCCCCAAGAAGUCAAAGAGAAAGGCAAAGGGCAAAAAAGCUGCAAGCACGCUGAGUGAUGUGGAGGAAGAAAAUGAGAACGAUGCCAAUGAAGUUCCCAAUCUGGAGGAUGAGGCGGAGGGAGAGAAGGAGAACGAGAAUCUCUGUAAUGAAGGAGGAACCCCUGUUUCCAAGCCUAAGAAACAACGCAAAAGAAAGGCUAAACAGGCAGCUGUGAACGAGGAAGCAAAUGAUAAGAAAAAGAAAACUGGUGAAAAGAGCAAUGAACAAGGUGAGGCCUGCAUACCUGAAGACCCUGAAGCUGCUCUUGCCGAAGACCAAACAACUCCAGACAUGUCUGAAAAGACUGAGAACGUGAAUGUAUCCAAGGACACAGCAAUCAAGCCUGCUAAACUUUCCCGAGGCAGAGCACCAAAACCGCUGCUGCCUUUGGGACGAAAGUGGAGUAAAAAGCUUCCACCAGACUCAACAAAGGCCAAAGAUACUGCCUCAGAUAAAGAAGACGAGAGUGUGACUGAUGGAGCCUCGAAGGAGCAGGUAAAUCCAGAUUCAUCACCUUUAAGAGAGGAUAAUAAGAGGAAGUCAGACGAUGCUGACAUUUCCUCUGAAGAGGAGGAUGUCACUGCUCCGCCUCCGAGACCUACCAGGUAUGGAAGAGUGCCCAAGCCCACCAAGCUCCUGAAUUACCCUGCCAAAGAAGAACCCACCUCUCCGUCCAAUACCUCCCCUGCCUCACCAGUGAUGUCUGCUGCAUCUGCUGCCAAGCCUAAACCCAAAUGCACAGCCAAGAGGGGACGAUCCUCAAAGCAACAAUCAGCCCAACAGUCCAAAAAGCCCAAACUAGUCACGCUCAGGACCUCUCGGUCAGAAUUCAGCGAUGAUGAUGAUGAUGAUGAAAAGCAGCAGGAUCAGGAAGAGAUAGAGGAGGAGGAGUACCCUCUGUGUAGCCCCGGUGAGGACAGCACUGCCCCUGUGUUUGUGCCGGCCAGCCUGCGCUCCCCGCAUCCUGUGAUUUCAGAGGUGGAAGAGACUAUGGAGGAGCUUGAUAUUUUGGCCAAUAUGCCUGAUGUGUUGGGCCUCUCCCAAGAUGUACUGUGCCCUGAUUCCUCAUUCGACCUGGCACAAAAUGACACAGGCACAGCUGAACCAUGUGAACAUCAGUUGGACCUGCUGGUUGACGUUAUAGAUUUCCUCUCUUCAGAACACACAGAAGUAACUGAAGACGAGAGCUACAAUGAAGCUGCUCAAACUCUGUUGACCAUUGGCAACCUGGCUCAACUCACAGCACAGAAUCAAAUAAUCACAGAAGAUCACACAACAGGGACAACAUCAGUCAGUGCAGAAGAAACUGAACAACACCUGGGAGAUGCUGACCAAUUGGAAAACUGUGAAAUUCAUAUCAUGUUUGGUCAUGGAGACACAGAAACAUCAGAAAUUAUUGCUACUGUGGAGCCACAACACGCCCCAAUGGUUGAAACCAGUGAUCAGUCGUGUGGUGGGCAGAAGACUGUGUCUUAUACAGAUUUUAGCCCUCAGUUAGAGUCAAGUCCAGAGAGUGCAAAGAAACACUCUCCACAGACCAGCAAAGGACGCUUGUCCAAGGUUAAACCCAAACCUAACUUAAACCGAGGCUCCAGGACUGAACAGCCCAAAUCCCAACCAGAUACAUCAACAGAACAGACAGCUGGCGAGACCAACUCAGAAGCUUCCAACAUUCAAGUCACUGAAUCACCGUCAGCUCCUGAAGAAAUAACCCCGAAGAUACUAGAAUAUUCUCCAACAUCAUCAAUAGAUGACGAUUCCUCUACUAAAUUUAAACACACAGAAGAGCUGGGUGUCACUGGGGACAGGUCAGGUACAGCAGCAUUAGACCAAAGUGCCUCAGAACACCAGAGUCACUGCUUUUCUGAUGCCCAGUUUGAACCCAGUGGAGAACAAGCCAACAGAGACACGAUGUCGGAUCAAAAGCUGAGGUCUCAUGCUGAAAUAAUUCAGAGUUUCUCAAGUAAUUUAGCAACAUCUGAAACAUCAGAUUCUGCUCCAGUUCACGAAGAGAGUCAACAUUCUGCUGCUUUCGUCACACCUGUAGACGAUGUACCUGUCAGUCAGAAAGAAAAGAGUGAGGCUGCAUCUACUAGCCAGAUCAAGAGAGGGCGAUCUCAAAAAGUAAAACCCAAACCAGUCCUAGCACAGACAAGAACUGCUCGAUCUAAACCUCAAACUACAAAAGCCACAGUAGAGAAAGACCCCAGCCCAACUCCAGUCCCCAAAGUCCAUGAAAAAACAAUAGAAGUUGAACCAGAAGCAACCAGCAGCACCUCUCCUGAAUAUCCAAGUCAGAGCACUGGUCCUGCUGCAGCUUUGAUACCAUCAUUUGAUUUAGGCUCUACCCAUACACCCACAGAGGAGUUGUCUAAUCGUGGAUUGGAUCAGAGUGUCUCACAAAACCAGAUCCUCUCUGAACCCAGUAACAGAGACACAGGGUCAACAUCUGGAUCCACAGAUGAAAAAAUGGCAACUCGUGAUGGAACAACUGAGAGUAGUGAUAACCUGGUAACAUCUGACUCAGCUGUCACAAAAUCACAAGUUGGGCAAGACUCAGCUCCAGAGAGCAGUGACCAUCCUGCUCCAUCUGUUACACCUGUAGACAAUGUACCUGUCAGUCAGAAAGAAGAGAGUGAAGCUGCAUCUACUUGCCAGAUCCAGAGAGGGCGAUCCCAAAAAGUAAAACCCAAACCAAACCUAGCACAGACAACAAGAACUGCUCGAUCUAAACCUCAAACCACAGAAGACUCCAGCCCAACUCCAGUCCCCAAAGUCGAUGAAAAAACUAAAGUAGAAUCAGAAGCAAUCUGUGGCAUCUCUCCUGAAAUACCCAGUCACAGCACUGGUCCUGCUUCAGUCUUGAUACCACUGUUUGAUUUAGGCUCUACUCUUACACCCACACAGGAGCUGUCUACAACUGAAGAGAGAAGGACAGCUGAUGCACUUGUUGUUCAAGUGUACUCACAAAACCAGAGCAUUUCUGAAACCAGUUACAUAGACACAGGGUCAACAUCUGGAUCCACAGAUGAAAAAAUGGCAGCUGGUGAUGCAGCUUCAGUCCAAGAGAGCAGUGACCACCCUGCUUCAUGUGUUACAUCUGAAGAUUUACCGGUCAGUCAGAAAGAAGAGAGGGAAGGGGCGUCGUCCUGCCAGAUCAGGAGAGGGAGAGCUCAAAAAAUCAAACCUAAACCAAACCUAGCACAGGCAUCAAGAACCGCUCGGUCCAAACCUCAAACCACAAAAGACCCUGUCAUGCAUGUGCAGCUUGUGGAGACACCCUCCAGCCCAACUGUAAAGCCUCAAUCCACUAAGAAGACAACAGCAGAGAUGGAAGCUCCGCCAAUUUGCAGCAUCUCGCUUCCAAUUCAAAGUACUGACACUUCUACGGUUUCUGUACCACCACUGGAAUUAUGCUCUACUCAUAAACCCACAGAGGAAUCAUCUGCAACUAUGGAACAACAGACAGAAGUUGGACUAAACUCAAUCGUAAAAAGUUCCGAACAAAAUGUACCUCAUAGAAGACAACAGUUUUCCAAAGUCAAACCGAACAUAGGAUCAUCCACCAAAACCACACGGAUAAAACUGCAGCCAAAGACAAUCAGUGAACCCUCAGUUAUGGAGACCUCUUCAAAUGUAACAUCAGAACCAUCACCUGUGGACAAUUCACAAAUUGAGGGGAAACUGAUAGAGGAGGACUUAAAGCUCUUGACAUCAUCGCAGUGUCCGUUAAAUACAGAACUCAGUUUGAAAAAAUCUGCACCUGCAGAGUCGGAAAAGACAGAGGGUACAUCCUCUGAUGGUAUUGGCAUGGCAACAUCAUGCGUUGCUGAGAAUCAGUCCUUGUUGCCAGACACAAUCCCUGAAAGUGAAAUCAGUGAAAUGUCCACGUUUGAGAGGGAAUCCACGGGGGACAAAAUGUCAAAUAAUGACAGCGCGGAGGCUGGACCUGCUUCACAAGUCUCUGAUCCAAUUACGGCUUCAGAGUCUCAGUCUCCAGAAGGUGGCUCCACAGAGUCAAAAAUAUCGUCGGUUUUGGCAACGAAUGUCUUCUCCAUAACAACCGUCCAUCCAACAGAGAGCUGCCCUGAGUCAUGUCCAGAAAGUGACUCAGAAGUAAAAAGUCAAGAUGCAGCCCGGCAAUGUUCAGAAACAAGAGAAACUCCUCAAACAUCAAAUGACAGAUCUCAAUCUGCCUCAAGAACUGACAGUUCACGGUUAGAACUCAUAGACUAUUCCAAGUCUCCAAAAAAAGGCUCUCAAAGUCGAAGAGGAAGGCUUAUUAAUCCCAGACCCAACCUGGGACGCAGCAGUCGGCCUCCACAACCCCAACAAGUCCGGUCCACAGCACAAGCACAAGCAGAUUCCGGUGCUCAAUCAGAAAGUGUUGACGCUUCAGUUUCCCUCAACCCUGUGUCUGAACUCCGACCCGACAUUCCAGAUCCAGUAGAGGGAGCUGUUGAAUCACAUAGUCGCCAAGAGUCCUGCCCAAAUGAUGCUCAGUCCUUGCUGGGUUUGACACAAUUUAUUGAUCAGGAGAGUGACUCCCAUUCAAAUGAUGCUGUGUCCUCUACGGGUUGUGUGACACAAGCAGUGGACAAUUUUUCUCAAAACAUGUCCACAUUAGGCACAGAGGGGACCCAAAGUCAUCCGUGUCUCACAAUAUUCCCAGACUUGACGUCUGAGCCAAUGCCUCCAGGUUCAGAUGUACCGUUUUUCAUCCUCUCACUGAGUGAAAUCCCAGUCUGCUCCUCAGGGGAGGUGAUGGACAGUGCAGCAGGGCCCCUACCUUAUCUUUUCGGUGGAGAUGCACCAAUACAGCAACAGAGUGUUCCUGGAGAGAGUCUGGCACCAGAGGAAGACACAUCUCUCUCUAAUGUCCCUGUGUCCAUGUCGCUGGAGGAGAGUAGUGAAAUGGGCUUCCUCGGUGUAAAAGAUGAAGGGCGGGACUCGGCUGUACAUAAAGUCUCGGUCAUGGAGAAUCCAGAGGAUCCACAGGAGACAGUCCAGCCCCCCACAUUACCAGAAACUGUAGAGAAUAAUGCCAAGACUGAAACCCACCUUGCCAAGAAGAGGAUAUCAGGAACUGGAAGACGAGCCAAAGUGCAGGUGAAGCCCAAUAUUACAAAGAAGACACAAGCCAGUAAGACGGUUGCUGCGAACACCAACCAGGACUCAGGCCUUCCUGGGCCGUCCAUGCAGGCAGAAGCCUCUGAUGCAAAAACAACUGCAGGCAAGGUCGGUGUCACUGAGCCACAGAAGGGAAGUGGUGACCAUGUAGACAUAGGAAAGGAGACUCCGUCGGUUGGAAAGAGCCCAGAGGACAGAAGUCCAAGAGCACAAACUAAGACAAAGACCAGGGGGAUGACCACUCGGGCAAGAAAAUCCGAUGAUUUCCCUUCUUUCCUAUCGGACGCGAACACCAGCGACCCUCCUCGUGGCAAAGCAGCUUCCAAGGGCCCUAAGGUCCAAACUCCACCCACAAGAAAACACUCCACCUCGACACCUGCAGCUUCAACCUUCACUGUCGCUCCCUCACCUGGUCACACAGAGCAGCCACAGAAACUCAGCUAUUCAACCUCUUCUGCCACAUCACCAGCACUGACCAGCCCCAGCACUUCUCAGUGUACAGCUGAGGUUUCAGCUUCGCAGCAAAGUGACUGUGUGGAGAGCAGCGCUACAGAGGUGGAGCCCACCAGUGUGUCUCAGUACUUCCUAAGUGAUAUUUUUACUGAAGUGGAGUAGGGAUAAAAGGUGGAGUGAGAGGAAGGACCUGCCAGCGGCUCUGCUUUUUCUUCAUUUUUGUUGUGUACAGUUUUCUCUGUAAAGAUUUAUUUAUAACUAAAAGGCUUUUCUUUUCCCUGUAGUGAAGUCAAGCUGAAUUUACUAUGUUUACAAAAACGUUUUCACUUUCACAAGCAUUUUGAACGUAUAAACAGUAUACAAUUGUAUGUUUACAACAUAGGCUGCAUAUAAAGGUUCAUCUCCACGUCCUCCCACUUCACAAACAAAGCUAAAACAACCAAGAUCUGAACGCCACCAUCUUACGCAGACAGAAAAAUGAGCACUUGGACAUGCAUCAGUGUGAUCAGGACUACCUAAAAUGACAGAAACCAUCUUUUAGAAAAAUCUAUUGAUGAGUACUUAAGCUGUGUUCAAUUCAGGAGUUGCAUCCUUUCGAGGACAUGGUCUACGUGGCCCAUGAAGAUCGCCUCCUUGGGGGGCCACGAAGGCUGAACCGGGAUGAGAUGGUCUCGUCUACAGAGGAUUUCGGUGCACCAGCCUGUCCCGCCCUUGCUUAGCAACAGAGCUUUAGUUGGACAUGAUGUGAAAGUGUCAAUGUCCCUCUGUGUUUUAACACUUGAACUUGUUGUUGAACUUGUUGAGUUGAAACAUGAUACUCAAGCAUUGGACGUCUGGGUGCCAUUACCUUUCAUGAAAAACAUUUUGUCACCGAAGCCCAAUGAAUCCUGGGAUAGUUUGGGCCGGGUAUGAUACACCCAUUACAGCCUUUGUUUCUCUGGUGGAGGACGCAUUUGUUGGCAGCAUUUGAAGGAGCCUUCGAAGUGGGACAGUUCAAAUGCAGCCUUGUAAGGAUGCUGCCCCUGAGAGACACACUGUUUGACUUUUAUUUUGGUCCAUGACCCAUCCAUUAAAGAGGAGAAGGUGGGGGUUAUGACCAAUACUGCAGCCAGCCACCAGGUGGUGAUCAAGACGCUUUGGCUUCACUUUUGGGGAGCUGCAGUGUCAUCCAUCUUUAUUUACUGUCUAUGGUAAACUUAUUCAGUGUAUAUAAUACUUGUGCUUGCCAAGAUGUGUUGGUCACAUUCAUAGCAAACACAGGUAAAUAACCAGUUUGACUGAAGGAGGCGGCAGCUUUUUCUCAACAAUUCAUUGUUUCGAGCCUCAAAUUUCUUAAUUUGUUUAUUUACAGCUAUAAUAAUGUAAAUAUUGUAGAAUAACAAAGAGUUCUUUAAAUGUUUCCCCAUAUUGCUUUCCAGACCACAACAUGGGUGACACGACUGGAUUAGUUGACAGUGUACAGUUGUACAUUUAAACGCGCUACGCUUUUUUAAUGUUUAUGCGCAUCUGUAUUUUUGUGAUCAUUUUUAAUAAUUUAUUUUAAUCUCAACCAAUUUUGUCUUUGUAUUUGAUACAAAAAAAGGAUAGCUUAAAACUGUUAUUUCAUUUAGAAAACUCCAGACAUUAGAUACAGAAUGCAAUUGCAUUAAUAUAUUCUGCAAAUUCACCCCAUUCCGAGCAGAGGUAGUCAAACUUUAUUAGUAAUGGAUAAGUAUCUUUGUAAUAUUGUGUACAUCAGUACAACACUGUGAGGUCCUUACACACAGCGUUCAAAGGGUGUUUCAUACUUGAAACAAAACCCACCGCGUCCUUAACUGUUUCAUUAAGAAAUCGAAAGUAAAAGAUGGAUUUUUAUAGCAUCUGAAUAAAACAUAUUCUUCCACCA